This is a messenger RNA of Spathaspora passalidarum NRRL Y-27907, 2853 nucleotides long. RefSeq names its product histidine--tRNA ligase (gene HTS1). The transcript has a single exon. The annotation marks the transcript as partial. Gene Ontology annotation, biological process: mitochondrial translation. Gene Ontology annotation, cellular component: cytoplasm; mitochondrion. The record is from RefSeq and is a predicted model, not a curated record. NCBI's taxonomy places the organism in Eukaryota, Fungi, Ascomycota, Pichiomycetes, Serinales, Debaryomycetaceae.
AUGAUUCGUAGAUUAUCGUUACUCAGAAACACAUUCCUUCGAAACAUGUCCACUGCCCCUGUAACUUCCAAUUCAAAGCCAUCCACCACAGAAGCUGCUGCUGUUGCUGCUGCUGCUUCUUCUGCCCCAGCCAAUUCUGGUGCACCAUCUGGUAAGGCUCAAUCAAAGAAGUCCAAGAAAUCAAAAGCUCAAGAAUUUUUAUUAAAAACACCCAAGGGUACCAAGGACUGGGCCGAUAAGGAUAUGGUAAUUCGUGAAGCCAUUUUCGGUUCUCUUUCAAGUCUAUUCAAGAAACACGGUGGUGUAACCAUUGACACUCCUGUAUUUGAAUUGAGAGAAAUCUUGACCGGAAAAUAUGGUGAAGACUCAAAAUUGAUUUACAAUUUAGAAGACCAAGGUGGUGAAUUGACUUCAUUAAGAUAUGACUUGACUGUUCCUUUUGCCAGAUUUGUUGCUUGCAACAAUAUCAGCUCUAUCAAGAGGUAUCACAUUGCCAAGGUUUAUAGAAGAGAUCAACCAGCCAUGACCAAAGGUAGAAUGAGAGAGUUCUACCAAUGUGAUUUUGACAUUGCUGGUCAAUAUGAUAUCAUGGUUCCUGAUUCAGAGAUUCUUAACUUGUUAUGUGAAGGUUUAGUGGGGUUAGGUAUUCAAGACUUUAAAGUUAAAUUAAAUCAUCGUAAGAUUUUGGAUGGUAUCUUCCAAGCUUGUGGUGUCAAGGACGAAGAUGUUAGAAAGAUUUCUUCUGCUGUCGAUAAAUUAGAUAAAUCUCCAUGGGAGGCCGUUAAAAAGGAAAUGGUUGUUGAAAAGGGUCAAACUGAAGAAGUUGCUGAUAAGAUUGGUGAGUUUGUUAAAUUAAACGGUACUAUUCGUGAAGUUGUCAACUUAUUGAAGCAAAGUGAAUUACUUGCUGCUAAUGCAUCUGCUCAAAAGGGUAUUGAAGAAAUGGAGAUUUUGGCUGAUUAUGUUGAGGCAUUUGAAAUCGACAACUUCCUCAGUUUUGAUUUGUCCUUGGCUAGAGGUUUAGAUUACUAUACUGGGUUAAUUUAUGAAGCUGUCACUGCUGCUUCUGCCCCUCCAGCAAACGCUAGUGAAUUAAAAGAAAAGGCUACUAAGGAUAAGAAGGAAGAUGUUGAAGAUGCUUCUGAAUACGUUGGGGUUGGAUCUAUUGCUGCUGGUGGUCGUUAUGAUAACUUAGUUGGUAUGUUCUCCAACGGUAAAUCUAUUCCUUGUGUUGGUAUUUCCUUUGGUGUCGAACGUCUCUUUUCCAUUAUCAAAGCUAGAGCUGCUAAGGAGUUGGAAAAAAUCAGUCCUAACCACACUGAAGUAUUUGUCAUGGCCUUUGGUGGUGGUGAAGGCUGGAAUGGGUUCUUGAAGGAAAGAAUGCAAGUCACCAACAAGUUAUGGAAAGCUGGUAUAAACGCUGAAUAUGUAUACAAGGCUAAACCAAACACUCGUAAGCAAUUUGAUGCUGCUGACAAGUCCGGUGCUAAGAUUGGUGUUAUUCUUGGUAAAGAGGAAUAUCCACAAGGACAAAUAAGAGUUAAAGUUUUAGGUCAAGGUGCCGAAAGCGAUGAUGGGGAAGUUGUCAAGGUUGAAGAUCUUACUGAAUUUGUAAAGAACAAACUUGCUGGUAUCCAUGAAGAUGGAAUUGAUGAUCUUACACGUAUUAUAAAAGCUCUCUGAAUACAAACGUCUUUAUAACAUAAAUAUAUACUUAAUUCUUGUCUAAAUUGUCAAUCUUGUGUCCAUGCAUCUCUUUACCUUCACGCUUCACUCUAUUCCAAAGGGUGUUGAUAUCGUUGGUUAUGAACCACCAAAUUACUCCACACCAUGAAGUAACUUGAGGUAAUGGGUCAUAAAAUUCGGCUGCAAUUCUUCUUAAUUCUGGUAAUUUUGUCCAAGCAAUGUAUGGGAAAUCAUGAUGUUCAUUAUGAUACCCUACAUUCCAAGUUAACAAAUUAAGACUACCAUAAUAGGAAUAAGUUUCAGCUGGUAGUUGAUACCCACUGGCAAUAUUUGCUCCUUCGGUCUUUUGCACUUUAGGUACAUUAUUAUCAUUCAAGACGUAAUGCUCAGCGAUAAAAUGACCAGCACAUGGAUGUAAAGAUCCAGCCAAGAAGGAACUCAUCAAGAAAUAGAUUACACUUUUCCAACCAAAAUAUUUUACCAUAAGGGUAUCCACUGCCAACUGUGCAAUCACGUUUAAUAAAUGAAUAUAAGUGAACUUGAUUUGAGUAAUAAACAUUGGUCUUAACGCAUAAAAGAAAAUUUGGCAUGUAGCAAAGAAUAUCUUCCCAAGAACAUUGGAAAGAACUAUCGCUUCAAAUUUAGUAGGUAAAUCAGUAUCCAAAUAUUUGUCACCUAAAAAUUUGUGAUGUAACUGAUGAUAAGGUUGGAACGAAGCGGAAUAAGGAAUACCAAUAGGAAUAUUGGCGAAAAUGGCAAAUAACUUGUUGUGCAAAGGCUUUUUGAAUAAUAAAUUAUGAGAUAAUUCAUGAAUAGCCAAGAACAAAGCUUGGUUGGAAGUAGCACCAAUGACAUAGGCCAAUAAGAAGAACUUCCAGCUUAAUAUAGAGGAGUCACGAAGGUAAUAGGCCACAGCUACUUGCAAACCAACUAUUGCAAUAACAUACCAUUUCGUCUUUGGUUCGUAUCCAUUUAAUUUACGGACUUCGGGAUAUUUUUCUAAAAUCAAUUUCCGACGGGCUAUGUGUGGUUCUGGAUCCUUAGUCCAGUAAAAUUCAUUCAACACUUCAAUAGGUGCAUCAGCUGGAGGUGGGUUGAUUGUGAAUGUAUGAGAAGAGUUCCUAUGUUUGAUCUGAGUCAUGGUUACUUUUGAGGAAGAAAGCACUA